AUGUUCCUCGCACGGAUAUUGCCAUUUGUUGCGGCAGCAUUGGCAUCUUGCAACGGCCAUGACAAGCUCUGUGGUCGCAAGUAUUCCGAUAUUACCUUUAUAGGCACUCACAACAGCGCCUUCGUGGGAGAAACGCCAGUCCACAAUCAGUACAAGUCAGUGAAGGAGCAGCUCGACAUGGGUGUACGAUUCUUGCAAGCACAAACACAGGAUAAGGAUGGCGAGAUCCAGAUGUGCCACACUCACUGCUGGGAACUCGAUGAGGGGCCUCUGAAAGAUUACCUGCAAGAGGUUUCUGACUGGAUGAGCAAGAAUAAGGAGGAAGUUGUGACGUUGCUCCUGACCAACAUUGAUGGACUGUCGGUUGAGAAGUUUGACGAUGCCUUUGAGAGCACUGGGCUUAAGGACCUCGUUUUUCACCCGAAGAAGAAGCUGGCCCUGAACGAGUGGCCAACACUCCAGACAUUGAUCAAUGAUGGAACUCGUCUGAUUGUGUUUAUGGACUACCACAUGGACCAAAGCAAGGUUGACUACAUCAUCAGCGAAUUCGACUACUUCUGGGAGACUUCAUACGGUGUGACUGAUGAUUCAUUCCCAAGCUGUGACGUCGACCGGCCAGAGAAUGGCAACCCGACCAAGCUCAUGGGUAUCAUGAACCACAUGCUCAACCACGACAUUCUGGGGAUUGUGGUACCCAACCAGAUUGACGCGGCAAAGACAAACUCGGCCGAGUCCAUCCGGAAGCAGAUAGAUCUCUGCGAAGGGAAUUGGGGCAGACGGCCGAAUGUUGUUCUUCUGGACUGGGUGAAUGUUGGAGACGCGAUGGAUGUGCAAGUAUCUUUGAAUGGGCUAUAA
Fusarium keratoplasticum is the source of this 855-nucleotide messenger RNA. RefSeq lists its product as uncharacterized. Gene Ontology annotation, biological process: lipid metabolic process. Gene Ontology annotation, molecular function: phosphoric diester hydrolase activity. The transcript is spliced from 3 exons. The coding region runs from base 1 to 855 and encodes 284 amino acids. Lineage: Eukaryota; Fungi; Ascomycota; Sordariomycetes; Hypocreales; Nectriaceae. The record is from RefSeq and is a predicted model, not a curated record.